AUGGCUAACUUUAUCCCAGAAGAGGAUAGGGAAGCAAAGGCUAUAGAAUUCGAACAGCUCAAGCAAGGGAAUAAAAGUGUGCAAGAGUACUACAUGGAAUUCAUAAGGUUAGCUAAGCAUGCUCCUCACAUGGUUAAGACUGAAAAGGCAAAGAUUUGCAGGUUUGUUGGCGGUUUAGCUAACCACAUUAAGGAUACGACAUCAGCUGCAGCAGUAGGGAUGGAAGCCUUCUCUUCUGUUGUGGGAUUUGCCAAGCCCUUAGAAAAAGACAGACAACUAAGGAAAGAAGAAAAAGAGCAUAACAAGAAAGCCCGGACAACGGGAAGGUUUAAUGGUACAUCCAGCGGAGGUGGAAGGGAUUCCUCUAAUAAGGAGUCAUUAGCACCAGCUCAGUCUAAUCAUCAGUUAGGUUGUGGGUCUUCCUUCAGACGUCAGUGCAAGCUCGGGUUUCAUGGUUGCUACCAUUGUGGAGACAUUGGUCAUAUAAAGUCCAACUGCCCAAAGUUGCGACGUAAUCUUAGUGGUGGAUCAACUCGUCCUUCUAGUUCCUCAGCUACUGUAGUUGCACCAACUCAAGCUCAUGGUUCUCAUAAUCAGGCCGGACAUAGAGCAGGCAGAGGUGCAGACCGAGUUACUUAG
Messenger RNA from Nicotiana tabacum (common tobacco), 639 nucleotides. The record is from RefSeq and is a predicted model, not a curated record. Lineage: Eukaryota; Viridiplantae; Streptophyta; Magnoliopsida; Solanales; Solanaceae.